UGAUGUCGUCUCUUCUGAGGGAGGAGAUGCAGAGAGUUUUAUUCCGACCUGCAAAACAGAGACUGGUGGAGUUUAUUGAGAUUGAAGAGCCGACGCACGGAAGACAUUUUCUCUGCGUCUCAGUUGCAAAAAACAAAGUGGUGCAGUUAUGUAUAGUGCGAUGUCAGAUAUCUCAGACGUCCCUAAAGUCCGGAUCCAAGAGGUCCCACACCAAACGCUCCAGCAUACAGGAGUGCUACAGGAGGACGGAAGUCUGGUCCCUGAAAGACCUGACUCUUGUUGAUGGACGGGACCCUGAUGUGGAUGACCCCUGUUUCGAGCUGCACUUUGACAAGGUGCGUACAGUGACGGCCGUCAGCUGCUCAGCCAAAUACUCGUUCGCACGUGCCCUGGUUGCCCUCAGUGACCAGUACUGUCAGAGGCCACUGAACCUGCGGAACUAUGACUGGACCUACAUCAAGCCCACCUCCUUUUACUCUAACAGAGGAGACUGUGUUGUUCUGACACAGAUAUGCUUCUAUGCAUUCAAUUUGGUAUGUCUGUCCAUGUGUCCCGUGCCUCUGGAUGCAUAAUGGAAUGACACAAUGAUUGUAUGUGUGUCACUUAAGGUGUGUGUAUGUUAGACAGCUGUACAGGUUUACUGUAUAUAACUUGUGUUGUAGGAGGUGUGAAGUGAGUGUUUGUGUGGUUUGUGGUCUCUGUUACACUAAGGGCUUAUUGAAAUAUCUCUUUCAUUAAUACUCUGCUGAAUGUAUCUCCAUGGCAAAGGCAAGUUUCAAGCAGCUUGGUAUUUGUUAACUGUAUAAUCUACUUUUGUGAUCUUUUGAUUACUUAUCCC
This is a messenger RNA of Epinephelus moara (kelp grouper), 838 nucleotides long. It is a transcript of the gene exoc1l, whose product is annotated as exocyst complex component 1 like. Bases 3 to 572 code for a protein of 189 amino acids. The record is from RefSeq and is a predicted model, not a curated record. The transcript has 3 exons. Lineage: Eukaryota; Metazoa; Chordata; Actinopteri; Perciformes; Serranidae.